Molecule: messenger RNA, 1144 nt
Organism: [Candida] anglica
Lineage: Eukaryota; Fungi; Ascomycota; Pichiomycetes; Serinales; Debaryomycetaceae
Source: the annotation of a GenBank genome assembly
UACACUUUUAGCAAGUCUUCCCAUUGUACAUCAAUUAUAUAUUCUAAGAGACCAUUGAGCACCUUUAAGAUAUUUGAAAAUGGUCAAACUUUCAUUAUUUGGAUCAUCGUCGCUGACUAAUGUUUCCAAUUCGUCAGAAACAGAGAAUCAAGUUGAUGACAAUUAUGAUCGGGAGUCAUCUCCACAAGGAACAAUAAAUUCAGAAAAGGACAGUUUAAAGGAAACUUAUUCUAGAUUAUCGAAGCGAUCUACAUUGCUAGAGAGACUUCGAAACAACAAGAAAGGCUCCGAAUCGCCCACCUUAUCGCCUUCCAAUUCAUCAAGCACUUCUUCCCUUGCAUUGCCACCGUUAACCCCAUUGUCAUUACAUGGAUAUAAAUCUAGCACUAAACAUAAAUUACUUGACAAAGAGCUUGCUGAGAAUAUAAGGAACCUUGUUCCUGCCAGAUUCCAACUCUUUGACGACUGGUACUUGGAAUAUUCAUUAGAACAACAUGGUAUCUCCCUCAAGACGUUGUAUAAUAAUUGUAACCCAGACUACCAAAGAAAUUUGAAACGUAAACAGAAGCAAGAAUCAGGGUUCGCCGACUCUGUAGUCCUGUCUAUGGUGAUCACCACCAGUAAUAGUUCCUAUCUGAAUAAAAGACCACAUGGGUAUAUUAUGAUAAUAAAAGAUGAAACAAAUGCGAAAUUUGGAUGUUUCCUAAAUGAGAAUUUGAAACCAAUGGAACAUAAACGUUAUUAUGGUAAUGGUGAAUGUUUUCUUUGGAAAGUAGAGACUUUUGAUCCUAGAACACUUUCACAUCAUGACGAAAAAUUAGAAGAUGAAGAAAGUACACCAAUAUCUACACAAACUAGAUUUAAGGCAUUCAUGUAUACAGGGAUUAACGAUAACUUAAUUUACUCUGAUAGUUCAUUCAUUGCCAUUGGAUCAUCAGAUGGUCAGAAUGGGUUAUGGAUCGAUAAAUCACUUUACAAAGGGGUGAGUUGUCCAUGUGAUACAUUUGGAAACGAAAUCUUGAACGGGCAACAUAGCGGUAAGAUAGGACGAUUCAAAAUUAUGGGUUUAGAAGUAUGGCGCAUUGGUGAUUACAAUAAAAUUUGAAAUGUCUAACACUGCAGGACAGUAAAGUAUGUAUACAGC